UCUUUAAUUUAUUAGGAGCAUAUACAUUCACUCACUUACACCUUUAUGGAUGAAUUUCCAAGUUCCAUGAAUAAUUUCAUGUUUUACCAGAACUCAAUGCCAACUUCAGGUCAGAAUAUCCUUGUUACUGAAUCUGAUCAACACAAUCAUGAAUUCAGUGAUCCCAGUUUCUUUCCAUCCAAUCCAAACCCUCCUUCUCGUGAUGAUUCAUCUUCAUCUUUGGGUUUGAGCUCACAGGGGGAGUAUUACUCUCCCUCUAUUGCUACUCUCCAAUACAUAAGUCAGAUGCUUAUGGAAGAAGACUUGGAGAACAAACCCUGCAUGCUUCAGGACUGUUUGGCCCUCCAAGCCGCUGAGAAAUCCUUACAUGAUGUCCUAGUUCAGCAAUAUCCUUCUUCGACUAAUCACCUUCUCACUUCUUCCACUCAGCAAAAUGUUGAGAUAUCUGAUGAUUUCAUUAACCACAGAAGUAAUAGCUCCACUGCUGCUAGGAACUGGGAUGAUGGCUCAGGUUGGAUUUCUUUUCAAAAUGUUCUAGAAUCCUCUCCUGUGGAAAAUGAUACCCUUUUGGUUCCAAAACCUUUUUCCUCAAAUGGAAAGGGUGAAAUCAUAAAUCUAGAAAGGGACCCAUCAUUUCUCAUACAGCCAAGGGAGCUGGCUGAGGAUGGGAAUGACUCAACAAACGGAUCAAGGAGCAAGAAAGAUCGUCAGUGGGAGGAUGGUGAUUAUCAAGAAGGGAGGAGCAACAAGCAGACAGCAUUUUACGCAGCUGAAUCUGAGCCACCAGAGAUGUUAGAUAAGGUACUGCUCUAUCAGUAUCAAAACUCAUGUUGUUCUCUUCAGGAAUCUGAUCAGCUUAAAAAGGGAAGUGGACUUAGAGGAUCCAAAGGCAAAAGAACAGGAAAUAAAAAAAUGGAUGACAACAGAGCAGUGGUGGAUUUUCAGACACUUCUAACCCAAUGUGCAAAAGCUGUUGCAGGCUAUGACAUAAGGACUGCAAAGGAACAACUCAAGCUGAUAAGGCAGCACUCAUCUCCCCAUGGUGAUGGAACCCAACGAUUAGCUCAUUACUUCGCCAAUGGCCUGGAAGAACGCUUGAUCGCUGCGGUUCCCUUGUACAAUCCCGUUUCCCUUUUCAGUUAUAAGAUUUCAGCUGCUGAUGUCUUAAAAGCUUACCAGACUUAUAUCAAAGCAUGCCCUUUCAAGCUGAUGUCAAAUAUCUACGCUAACAAAACUAUUUUCAAACUAGCAGAGAAAGUAACGAGGCUUCACAUAAUCGAUUUUGGUAUUCUCUAUGGCUACCAAUGGCCUUGCCUUAUCCAGAUGCUUGCAGAAAGACCCUCCGGACCUCCCAUGCUUCAUAUUACUGGUAUUGAAUUUCCCCAAUCAGGAUUUCGACCUUCAGGGAGGCUUGAAGAGACGGGGAACCGCCUAGCGAAAUACUGCAAGAGAUUCAAUGUCCCGUUUGAGUACAAUUUUAUAGCACAGAGUUGGGAAACCAUUCAAUAUGGAGAUAUCAAACUUGACAGAGAUGAGUUGACUGUAGUGAACUGCUUGUACAGGUUAAAGAACAUACCUGAUGAAACAGUAAUCAACAGUCCAAGGGAUACAGUUUUGAAGCUUAUCAGAAGAAUCAACCCAGAUAUCUUCAUUCAUGGAGUGGUUAAUGGAGCCUACAAUGCACCCUUCUUCGACAUACGGUUCCGGGAGGCGCUCUACUAUUUCUCUUCUUUGUUUGAUAUGUUUGAGGAGACUUUGCCCAGAGAAGAUCAACAGAGGUUGCUCUAUGAACAGGCAAUAUUUGGUAGAGAUAUUAUCAAUGUGAUAGCAUGUGAGGGUUCCAGGAGGCUUGAAAGGCCUGAAACAUACAAGCAGUGGCAGAUAAGAAACACUAGAGCUGGGUUCAAGCAGUUACCAUUACACCAGGAGAUCCUGGAGGAAGUUAAGUGUAUGGUAAGGUUAGAUUACCAUCAGGACUUUGUUGUCGAUGAAGAUGGCAAGUGGCUCUUGCAGGGAUGGAAAGGCCGAAUAAUACAUGCUAUUUCUUGCUGGAAAUCUGCUUGAUUUUUAGCAAUUUUAUAUGUUUCAAUGUAACAACUACUAUCUAGUCAUUGAUGUUUGGUUUAUUUGUCGA
Messenger RNA from Rosa rugosa (rugosa rose), 2134 nucleotides. RefSeq names its product scarecrow-like protein 30. Lineage: Eukaryota; Viridiplantae; Streptophyta; Magnoliopsida; Rosales; Rosaceae. Gene Ontology annotation, cellular component: nucleus. The transcript has a single exon. Gene Ontology annotation, molecular function: sequence-specific DNA binding; DNA-binding transcription factor activity. Gene Ontology annotation, biological process: regulation of DNA-templated transcription. The record is from RefSeq and is a predicted model, not a curated record. The coding region runs from base 46 to 2064 and encodes 672 amino acids.